AUUCGCACCCUGCAUUUUCAAAGAAAAUACUUUCUGUUCUCUCUGGUCUUUUACUACCAUAAAUACACUGUCCCUGCUGCGAAUACUACAGUCUCUUCAUUCAAACAUGCUUUAUGUUUUUGCCAAAUAUGAUCUCUAACUGAAAGUUUAUUUUUGGUUUUGGAUGAAUCUGUGGAGCUUACGUUGUAAGAAGAAAGGGGGAACAAGGCACAAUGAAAGAAAAGUCCAAAAAUGCUGCGCGGACUAGGAGAGAGAAGGAAAACAGUGAAUUUUAUGAACUGGCUAAAUUACUGCCUUUGCCCUCGGCUAUCACCUCGCAGCUGGACAAAGCAUCCAUAAUCAGACUGACGACCAGCUAUCUCAAAAUGAGAGUGGUGUUCCCAGAAGGGCUUGGCGAGGCGUGGGGCCACUCGAGUCGAACAAGCCCCCUGGACAACGUCGGCCGCGAACUGGGCUCCCAUUUGCUUCAGACCCUAGAUGGCUUCAUCUUCGUGGUGGCCCCAGAUGGGAAGAUCAUGUAUAUCUCAGAGACAGCCUCAGUCCACCUGGGUCUUUCUCAGGUAGAGCUGACCGGAAACAGCAUUUAUGAGUACAUCCAUCCCGCGGACCACGACGAGAUGACGGCGGUGCUCACCGCCCAUCAGCCCUACCACUCUCACUUCGUGCAGGAGUACGAGAUCGAACGCUCCUUCUUCCUGAGGAUGAAGUGCGUCUUGGCCAAGCGGAACGCAGGCCUCACCUGCGGCGGCUACAAGGUCAUUCAUUGCAGCGGCUACCUGAAGAUCCGCCAGUACAGCCUGGACAUGUCCCCCUUUGACGGCUGCUACCAGAACGUGGGCCUAGUGGCCGUGGGUCACUCGCUGCCUCCCAGCGCCGUCACGGAGAUCAAGCUACACAGCAACAUGUUCAUGUUCCGUGCCAGCCUGGACAUGAAGCUCAUCUUCCUGGACUCCAGGGUGGCGGAGCUGACGGGGUAUGAACCUCAGGACCUGAUUGAGAAGACCCUGUACCACCACGUGCAUGGCUGCGACACCUUCCACCUGCGCUGCGCUCACCACCUGCUGCUGGUGAAGGGACAGGUGACCACCAAGUACUAUAGGUUCCUGGCGAAGCACGGUGGCUGGGUAUGGGUGCAGAGCUACGCGACCAUUGUGCACAACAGUCGCUCUUCCAGGCCACACUGCAUCGUCAGCGUCAACUACGUCCUCACAGACACAGAAUACAAAGGGCUGCAGCUCUCCCUGGAUCAGAUCUCAGCCUCCAAACCAGCCUUCUCCUAUGCCAGCAGCUCCACCCCCACCAUGACUGACAGCAGGAAGGGGGCCAAGACUAGGCUCUCCAGCUCAAAGUCAAAAGCCAGAACCUCACCAUACCCUCAGUAUUCGGGAUUUCACACGGAAAGAUCGGAGUCUGACCACGACAGCCAGUGGGGCGGAAGUCCCCUGACCGACACAGCCUCCCCGCAGCUCCUGGACCCCGCCGAGCGGCCGGGCUCUCAGCAUGACGCGUCGUGCGCCUACAGACAGUUCUCGGACCGCAGCUCCCUCUGCUACGGCUUUGCGCUCGACCCCUCCAGGCUGGUGGAGGAGCGGCAUUUCCACACCCCGGCCUGCGAGGGGGGCCGCUGCGAGGCGGGCAGGUACUUCCUGGGAACGCCGCAGGCCGGGAGGGAGCCCUGGUGGGGCCCUCGCGCAGCCUUGCCCCUGACCAAGGCGUCCCCGGAAAGCAGAGAAGCCUACGAGAACAGCAUGCCGCACAUCGCUUCCGUCCACAGGAUCCACGGGAGAGGUCAUUGGGAUGAAGAUAGUGUGGUCAGUUCUCCAGACCCCGGGUCGGCCAGUGAAUCGGGUGACCGAUAUCGCACUGAGCAGUAUCAAAGUAGUCCACAUGAACCUAGCAAAAUUGAAACUCUGAUAAGAGCGACCCAGCAAAUGAUUAAAGAAGAGGAGAACAGAUUGCAGUUAAGGAAAGCCCCCCCAGACCAACUGGCUUCCAUUAAUGGAGCUGGGAAAAAACACUCCCUCUGUUUUGCAAACUACCAACAGCCCCCACCAACAGGUGAAGUCUGCCACGGCUCUGCUCUUGCCAACACUUCACCAUGUGACCACAUCCAGCAGAGAGAGGGAAAGAUGCUGAGCCCCCAUGAAAAUGACUAUGACAACAGUCCCACUGCACUGUCUCGGAUAAGUAGUCCCAGUUCAGAUCGUAUUUCAAAAUCCAGUUUGAUCCUAGCUAAAGACUAUCUACAUUCGGAUAUGUCUCCUCAUCAGACAGCAGGAGACCAUCCUGCUGUCUCUCCAAACUGCUUUGGCUCUCACCGGCAGUAUUUUGAUAAGCAUGCUUACACAUUAACUGGAUAUGCCCUGGAGCACUUAUAUGACAGUGAAACCAUUAGAAACUAUUCCUUGGGCUGUAAUGGCUCACACUUUGAUGUAACUUCCCAUCUAAGGAUGCAGCCAGAUCCAGCACAAGGACACAAGGGAACAUCUGUCAUAAUAACCAAUGGAAGCUGAUGUUUUUCUAGAGUAUUUUGUUCUUUAAGGAUCUCUGAAACAUAUUUAUAGUUUAAUGCCCUAUUACUAGCAUUUACUAUGCCACAGAUUGUUAGAAAGGAUAAUUUAAGUUAUUGAGUAUGUGACAUGUGUUCCAAUGAAAUAAAACAUAACACUAGUAUUCAGGGUUAUAAACAGAUAUGGAGCUAAACCGAAUACACAAAUUGCCCCUUUAAUUAUAUGGGAAUCAGAAUAGAUACAUUUUGAAUUGAAAAAUGCUCAUGUAAGAUGGAGUGAGCAGUAUACCACAUGAAAAAGACUGGUGAGUAAUAACAUUACAUUGUGAUGACCCAGCAAUCCUCAUACACACAGACCACUAUUCACAGACCACUGUGUAGCCUUUAGAUGGAGAAAUACAGAAUAUAUUCCAUAAAUAGACCACAAAUAGGUAACUUUCCUUAACCCUAGCACAUUAAGCUUCUUAAAGAGAUUUUCAUCCCCAAAAUAACUAAGAGAGAGAGAUACGUCCUGUAAAAUGAUUUCUUCUUUGUGGUUUCAAACCACUAGCUCAUUUGGUUCAGGCAUAAAUUAGAGAUAUGGUUCUGGAUGUGGUCAAGAAUGACUUUUCACCUGGUAUCCAUUAUGAGCAAUCAGGAAGUAGUGAUUUUUCACCUUACUUUUGAGUUAGACAAAGACCAAGAUUGCACUGACAUAGCAGUAGGGUUUUUUCUAUGUAAAAGCACUGAGAUGUUGGGACACACAUCAAAAAACUUGUGUGCUCAAUUGGAAGUAGUUUAAUGAAGAUGGAAAGGCCAGAGGCAGAGUGAAAUGAAACAAUAAAAUAAAUGAUUUAAAGCUCAGAACAGGUAAACAAAAUAUUUGUGGCUUGCUUAUAAAACCAACCAAAUAAAAAAUUCAAACUAAUUCACUAAGAAAAAAGGCUGAUAAGUGCAAAAAAUAACUAAGGAAAACCAGUAAAGUGCUACAUGACAGGCGUGUAAGUGUUUGAAAACAUUUCAAAGCACAGAUGUGCCAAUGUGACAACAUGUGGAAAGCCUUGGGAGAGAGUCUAAGAUAAAAGGUUAGGCUGAUAGACAAGUGUUUAAAGACUGAGAGUAGUAUUGCGACUGAAAGAACAGGCAAAAUGUUCAUUUUCCUUAUUCUUUGUAAGCAACAAAAACAACAAACUUGGUCUUAUGUCUGCGUGGUAUAGUGGAAAGAACAGCAGACUAAAUGCCAAAAUCUCUGGGUUCCAGUGCUGAUCCUUAAUUUUGUGACCAUAGAUGUAUCACUCACCAGUGAUACAAUGCUCGGGCACCAGUUUCCUGGGUUGUGAGGCAGCUCUAAUGUUCCAUGGUUCCAUGGUUCACUGGUGCAGCAGAACUGAACAUAUUAACCAAUUAACUAUCCACUAUGAGUUGUCAUGACUGAUCAUUCUGGCUUCUCUGCACACAUACAGAGGUCUAGAUGUUUGUAACUCAAGCAGGUGUGUGGGCUCUUUUAGGCAUGUAUAGCUACAGUCAACUUUCUAGAUUC
Messenger RNA from Galeopterus variegatus (Sunda flying lemur), 4028 nucleotides. It is a transcript of the gene SIM1, whose product is annotated as single-minded family bHLH transcription factor 1. Gene Ontology annotation, molecular function: DNA-binding transcription factor activity, RNA polymerase II-specific; RNA polymerase II transcription regulatory region sequence-specific DNA binding; protein dimerization activity. The transcript has 11 exons. Bases 213 to 2513 code for a protein of 766 amino acids. Lineage: Eukaryota; Metazoa; Chordata; Mammalia; Dermoptera; Cynocephalidae. The record is from RefSeq and is a predicted model, not a curated record. Gene Ontology annotation, biological process: regulation of transcription by RNA polymerase II.